CACAUCCCAAAUCAUUGUGUGUCUGAACCCGAUGGGAACAUGCUGCGCUGCUUCUGCCUGUCACUGCUGGUUGUCACUGUCUCUGCAGGACAUUCAUGUACACCUUAUUUAGCGAGCCUGACGCAGUUGGAUGCUGGCAGUGGGAUGGUGAUUGGCGUCUCCGAAAGCGGACAUGUUUUUAACUGGACGGGAAACGAUUUCCUCCUGGUACCUGGAGAGCAGUUGGCACAUGUAACUGUUGGACCUGCUGGCGUCUGGGGAGUGGGCAAAAACACUGUUGUGUACAAACUGCAGGAUAAUCAAUGGAAAACAAUAGCAGGGGGGACUCUGAAGCAAGCAGAUGCUGGAGGAGAUACAUUUCUAGCUGGAGUAAACACCAAUAAUAAUGCUGUCUGCCUGGACCGGGGCUUGACUACAUCCAAGUAUACUGUCGUGAGCUUCUCUUCCAUAGAGGGGGGGAACUUCAUCUACUACAGUUGUGGCCUCCUCGGCUGCUGGGCAGUGAGCAGUGACUCCACCAACAAUGUGUUCUACCGGGAAAAUGUUGAUCAGACGGUCUGCCAGGGGAGUUCCUGGAAGCAGGUGGAAGGGACUAUGACGAAGAUUGAGGCUGGGACAGACGGAUCUGUCUUUGGUGUUGACUCAGGAGGCAACCUGUACAGAAGACAGGGGAUCUCUCGUGAUAACCCAACUGGAACCAAAUGGCUUCCCCAGAACUACCCCCUGUAUAUUAGCCAUGCUACUUAUGAUAGCGGAACACUGUGGUGUCUUACCAAUACUGGGGUGGUAUUGAAGUGUCAAGUUCCUGGCUCAGGACUAGUUUGAAAUGCUAAUUAAUAUUGGUACUCGGUAUUGUAAGAUUUUAUUCAGCCUGAGUUUGAUGUGUGUACGAAAUAAAAUAAAUUCUAUCAAACUAGGGCAAUUGCAGAACCAUUUUGGAAGACUUGGAAUUAAGGAAGACUUGAAACUUCGUCAAGGGAAUAAUCAGGGAACAUAGAAUCUCUUGUGCCACACUCAAGUGUCAGUUGGCCUUUACUGUAGAUUCUAGGUUUUUCUUUGGUCUAUGACAAUAUUGACACUUCUCAGGGUUUAACAAAAUCAUCAAACUCUUUGGGUUUAAUUAUAGAUGAAAAUGUGAUGAAAACAGUCACUCUAAUUUCUUUCCAUAUAUCCAAGGCAGUAAAUUAGCAUUUUAGAUUCAGUUUUAGAACUGUACUGCCCUUUAAGAUUGGAUUGAACCACCUUAGCAAGAGGUGUAACAUCCAAAGUUCUACAAAACUAAGUACAACCCACUCUCACGCCCAUUAACAUGUAUAGAAAGAAUUGUGUGCUCAAAAUACAUAGUUUCACUUAAGAGACUGUUAUUUCAGUGGUUAGAAUGGGAGAUAUUUAAGAGCUAUUUAAUAUUCUUUUUACUUGUGUGCAUUUGUUAUCUUCUUUAGAGUCAUGUAGAAGAUCCUGUAUAUAUUAGUGGGUAUCAGACCUGCAAGUGUCCCAGUAUUGGGAACACCAGCUUGCGUUUUGUAAAACAACAGUAGUUCCAAAUAAAUAUCGUCAAUUUUAAAAAAAA
Xenopus laevis (African clawed frog) is the source of this 1570-nucleotide messenger RNA. RefSeq names its product fish-egg lectin. Bases 40 to 825 code for a protein of 261 amino acids. Lineage: Eukaryota; Metazoa; Chordata; Amphibia; Anura; Pipidae. The record is from RefSeq and is a predicted model, not a curated record. The transcript has 4 exons.